Molecule: messenger RNA, 1131 nt
Organism: Metarhizium acridum CQMa 102
Lineage: Eukaryota; Fungi; Ascomycota; Sordariomycetes; Hypocreales; Clavicipitaceae
Product: putative secondary metabolism biosynthetic enzyme
Biological process (GO): biosynthetic process
Molecular function (GO): pyridoxal phosphate binding; catalytic activity
Source: RefSeq, a predicted model, not a curated record
AUGAACUACCAACGAAUGGCCAUUGAGAAAGAGGCCCCGGAGGAGGUCGGAAUCACGAUCAAGUACAAUCUUUCUGAGAGCGCCAUAUCAGACCAGACGCUCAAGUCAUUGAAUAUCACGAUCCCCCCAGAUACCGUGCUAACUUACACGGAGCACAAGGGCAGUUCCAAGAUUCGCUCUUUCGUCGCUCAAGCUUCUAAUGGGCACAUUGACCCAGAGGACGUUCUUGUGACGGCAGGCGCCUCGACGUCUCUCUUCAUCAUCAAUAGCGCUCUUCUGAGCUCUAGGGACCAUGUGAUUAUCACGCGUCCCAACUACGCGACCAACCUGGAAGUUCCGCGCGCCAUCGGCUGCGACAUUACUUGCGUCGAUCUCGAAUUUGAAUCUCAGUACCGCUUGGACAUUGGCCGUGUUAGCGCCGCCAUUCGCCCCGGCGUCACCAAGCUUAUUAGUAUCUGCUCUCCCAACAACCCUACAGGUACAAUGCACACCGGCUCCGAGCUCCGGGCUCUUGCGGACCUUGCCAAAGAAAAGGGGUGCCACCUUCUUGUUGACGAGACGUACUCGGAGCUCAAGUACGCCUCUCAUCACCUAGAGGGAGUGGAUGCAAUUCCAGCAGCGGCUUCACUUGGCAACCACGUCAUUGGCGUUUCCUCCAUGUCCAAAGCCUAUGGCGUUCCCGGAAUUCGCGUUGGUUGGCUCACCACCACCAACACUCGCCUGCAAGAGACAUUUCUCGCUGCCAAGGAACAGAUUAGUAUCUGCGGCAGUAGCCUCGACGAAAUCUGUGCUGAGCAAAUCCUGUCUCGGCGGAACGAGCUGAUUCCCGCCACCAUUGCCGAUAUGCAGAAGCGGAGAGACCGCGUUGCGAGCUGGAUCGCUGAGGAGAGCGAGUGGCUGGAUUGGGUGAGACCAGAGGCAGGAGUAAUGUGCUUUGUCAAGAUCAAAAAGGAGCCGGUUGGAGGAUUAGGCGCAUUCUACGCAACAUUGCUGGAGAAGCAUGGGGUUUACAUUGGCCGAGGAGGCUGGUUUGAGAGGGAUGAUAGUUUUUUCCGACUGGGAUAUGGGUGGCCAACGUGGCAGGAACUGGAAGAGGGACUUGUCUGUAUCUCAAAGGUUCUCCGGGGAUGA